AUGUUCAGUUGUAAGCAGUUUGGUGGUUAUCCGACUCUCCUACAAUGCUGGAUUCAUGAGUAUUUUCCAACACUUGGGAAAAGAGGAGAGAACUGGGUACCAGCUAAUAAUGUGGGUCUCCCUCGAGCGAUAAGAUGGUCCUAUAGGCAAGGUGCCUUGAAGGUGGAUGACUUGCGACCUAUUUUGGACGAGUUGACACCUGCCGAUGUCAUAUGGCGCCCAUUCGAGAAUCAUAGAGUAUGGCGUCAGUUUGAUGAGUUAUGUCUCUAUAGGGGGUGUCUGAGGUGGGGUGACACUAUUGUUCCAUACUUGCCUGACAAAUGUAUGCGUCAGUUUAGAUACAGGCAGUAUGUUCGACAUCCACAUCUUGAUUCUCAAAUGGAUGGUGAUAUUGAUUUGAUUAGUUACCAUCAGAGCGUUCAGGAUGUGAUUCGUCCGACAACACCGACCACCACCCCAUAUGAGACAGAUGAUGGGUAUCUUAAGUGGUAUUAUCGUGUUUCCCAUCCUCAUCUGGUACCGCCCAGUGUUGAUGCGACAAGAGAGAUGCUAGUUCCUGUAUAUGAAGCAGGACCAUCUGAUCCUAUAUUGGCUCGUAUGUCUUCAUUGAUUCAUCAUUAUCUUUAA
Lathyrus sativus (Indian pea) is the source of this 627-nucleotide messenger RNA. The record is from the annotation of a GenBank genome assembly. Lineage: Eukaryota; Viridiplantae; Streptophyta; Magnoliopsida; Fabales; Fabaceae.